UUGGAGUUCUUAAAGAUUCAUUAGUGUCACACUUGAUGCAGAUACAUAAUUACCACUAAAAAUUGAUCACUGUCCCUCUGUUUACAAUGUCGAAGAGUGGUGAGGUUUCAUGGAAAAGUGAGAAUUUGGGCAAGCGGAGAUGGGCUUUCGUGGUGUUCCUUGGGAUACUGAUACUUCAUGGAUUGGCUAUUCUUGUCUUCACCAGAGGAUUCCUCCUAACUCGCACUGAACUUUCACAAUAUAGUCACUGCUCUGAUAUUCAACAAUCUCCAUGCUUCUCUCCUUCUCAAGAUGAUCAAAUGGUUAACCAUUCUAAAGGGUGCUGGACGAAACCAGCCGUUGAUCGAAUUGUUAUCAUCGUUCUUGAUGCUCUCAGGUAUGACUUUGUUGCUCCAAGUACCUUUUUUGAUGAGAAAAAACCGUGGAUGGACAGAUUGCAGGUGUUGCACGAGUUGGCAUCUCAGCCAGGUUCGUUUGCUAAGAUCUUUAAAGCUAUUGCUGAUCCUCCAACAACCAGUUUGCAACGUCUAAAGGGAUUAACAACUGGUGGGCUUCCAACUUUUAUUGAUGUGGGUAACAGCUUUGGCGCACCAGCUAUCAUUGAAGAUAAUUUGAUUUAUCAGAUGGCUAAGAAUGGCAAGCGAGUUGUGAUGAUGGGGGAUGACACGUGGGUUCAACUGUUUCCUCAACAUUUUAAUAUAUCUCAUCCAUUCCCUUCAUUUAAUGUUAAAGACCUUGACACGGUAGAUAAUGGCUGCGUUGAGCACUUGUUUCCAUACUUGUAUCAAGAAGAUUGGGAUGUACUUAUAGCACAUUUUCUUGGCGUGGAUCAUGCCGGACAUAUUUUUGGUGUUGAUUCCACUGAAAUGAUAGAAAAGUUGGAGCAGUACAAUGGGAUUUUGGAGAAAGUUGUUGAUGUCCUGGAAAGCCAAAGUGGACCUGGCGGGUUACAUGAAAAUACUCUGCUUCUUGUGAUGGGUGAUCAUGGGCAAACCAUCAACGGUGAUCAUGGUGGAGGUGCUCCAGAAGAGGUUGAAACGUCACUAUUUGCUAUGAGUUUGCAAAAGAAUCCGUCUUCCUUACCGUCUGAAACUGAUAGCUCAUCUUGUCGGCUUGACACAGAGAAGAGGAAGAUAUGCACUAGCUCCAUUGAGCAGCUUGACUUUGCUGCAACAGUAUCUGCUCUGCUUGGCAUUCCUUAUCCUUUUGGAAGCAUCGGGCGUGUUAAUCCUGAACUGUAUGCAUUAGCUGCUGGUACUUGGAACUUGGACAUCUUUACCCCUGAAAGUGGAAUAAAUCUCUCAGGAUCGGAAAGGUGGAUGCAGAACUACGUCAAUGUCCUCUGCAUGAAUACAUGGCAGGUGAAAAGAUACAUUGAUGUAUAUUCAGCUUCAUCAGUGAUAGGAUUUUCAGACAAAGAUAUGUCUCAUGUAUCGAGCCUCUAUGCUCAGGCCCAUGAUAAUUGGUUACAUACCAAAGAAGCUGUUUUGAAUUGUAAAAGUGAAAGUUGUUCAACAUUGUUACCUCAACUGAAGAAGCAAGUUGAAGCUUAUUCUAAUUUCCUGUCAAGUAUUACUGCACUUGCUCGUUCCAAAUGGACAGAGUUCAAUCUAAAGAUGAUGGGCACUGGUUUAUGCAUCUUGGUGCUCUCUCUUUUUGUUCAUAUUUUCACCAUCAAGAAAUUGGACAAACUAUGCAGUUGCUAUCUUCCUCGUGGUGGAGAUUUUGUUGUUUCUUUUGAGGCUAUUUUUGCUUAUGCUGCUGUGCUGAUUCGUUCUUUCAGUUUUCUUUCAAAUAGUUUCAUCUUGGAGGAAGGUAAAACAGCAAGUUUUCUGUUGGCCACGGCUGGAAUGCUUCAAUUACGUCAUGCAAUAGUAAAAAAGAAGAUGUUUCUUGAAGGAUUUCUUUUUGUUCUGGUGGUUCCUCUUCUCAGAUUUGGUAUUGAACUUGGACAGUCAAAGCAGGCUGUCAAUUCUUUAUUUUUGAAGUCAUUUGCUUCAUGGACUGUAAGCGUUGACAACGGCACCAACUUAUGGAUUUAUGUUGCUGAUAUAUUGCCCUUUUUAGCUCUUGUCAUUUUAGCUUAUAUACUUUAUUACAAGAGCAUCACGCACAGUUCUUGUCGGGGGAUAUUCAAGUUAGUUGCCGUUGGAACCAUAUUUGCUUCUUCUCUUAUAGCUCUGGCUUGGGCUUUAGAUGGUAACUUAUUCAGACCAAGCACAAUUAUUGUGGAUAUAAAAGCAUAUUGGAUUCCUCGGAUCAUCUAUGUUAUUGGUCUUCUACAAUUAUUUUUAUUAGCAAUAUCUCAACUUUUUGGUAAAGAGAAAACUUCAGGUUGGGAGGAAGAUACAAUUGUUAAAGUAACUGCCAUGUUAUCAGCAUGGAGUUCAACAAUAAUCAUUUUAUCCGGGAAACAAGGUCCUCUAGUUGCUCUAGUAGCAGUAAUUCAAGGGUGGUGUGUAAUUAGGUUGAUGACGUUGGAACGAGCAAAGAAUGACUAUUACGACAGUUCAACUUCAUAUUCUUCUCCGGUGGCAAAAUGGAGUCUUUUAGCUGUGUGUCUGUUUUUCUGCACUGGACAUUGGUGUGCCUUCGAUGGCCUGCGCUAUGCUUCCGCAUUCGUUGGGUUUGAUGAAUUCAACCUUAUUCGUCAAGCUGCCCUGCUUACCAUAGAUACAUUUGGUUUCUCCCACAUUCUUCCGGUAAUGGGACUUCCACUUAUCGUUGCUUGCCGACGACAUCCAGAAGUCCAGGCUGAGAAAAGGAAACCACUGUUUUUUCUCCAGUUAUGCCAGGUCUAUUUGAUGUACGGACUUACUAUGGCUAUAUCUAUGACACUUACAAUUAUAUGUGUUACGAUUCAAAGGCGACACUUGAUGGUAUGGGGCUUAUUUGCUCCAAAGUUCGUCUUCGAUGCUGUGGGUCUUCUUCUUACUGACCUCUUCAUAUGCCUCGCAUCACUGUACUAUUUUGCAUGACCAAAUAAACUAGAUGAAGAAUUAAGCAUUAUGGAGGUGAUCUUUCAGCAAUUUCAUCGGACUAUCUUACAAAGUUCUUCCAUUAACAUCAGUAUAUCGUCCUCGCUAAGGUUACUCCCCAUACAAUUGCAUCGGAAUAUAGUUCAUUCUUGGAAAGAGAAGAAAAGUGAAGAUAGUAGAGUAACAUUUUGUUGUAUCCUAA
Molecule: messenger RNA, 3180 nt
Organism: Solanum verrucosum
Lineage: Eukaryota; Viridiplantae; Streptophyta; Magnoliopsida; Solanales; Solanaceae
Exons: 1
Coding region: 87-2978 (963 amino acids)
Biological process (GO): GPI anchor biosynthetic process
Cellular component (GO): endoplasmic reticulum membrane
Molecular function (GO): mannose-ethanolamine phosphotransferase activity
Source: RefSeq, a predicted model, not a curated record